Messenger RNA from Haemonchus placei, 768 nucleotides. The record is from the annotation of a GenBank genome assembly. Lineage: Eukaryota; Metazoa; Nematoda; Chromadorea; Rhabditida; Trichostrongylidae.
AUGGGAGCAUACAAGAGCAGUGUGGGUAAUAAGAAGAAUGUAGAGCUUGAUGAUAGUACUAAGAAGAUGUUCCAGUAUUCGGUGGAACGAUGGGUGUUUGACCGAGAAUGAACGGACGAGGUGGCAUAAAGUCCAUUUUCUCUUCUUUCGAAAUGGAGUAAAAGUCUAGUACCUUAUGACAUAUAUCAUCUAUUAAGCUAUUCGAUAAGUUUGCUAUAUAUUCAUUCCACCAGCAGUCUGGGAGACCGAUGUUGACUUUACGAACGGUAAUGGCAAGGUGAAGAAGAGCUACGGCGAUCACCUUGAAAGGCAGAACUUAAUGAAUAUGACAAGAAGAUAUUUGUUUACUGGAUGUCAGGACUACCUGGGGUUCCCAAAUCAAGCACAAUGUCGUAAAGGCACUGUCAUUGACGAAAGUCCAUGAAGUGUGAACAAGAGAGUUGAUCUCCGUUUUAGUGAGUUUGAAUUUUUUCGAGUAAUCAAUAAGAUACUGGUAGGGCAAGUCAACUUGAAGAUCGAAUUUCAUAGUCUGUAACAGAACACGCUCGAUGCCCAUGAUUUCAUCGACAAAUGUAUUCCUAUUCUUGUUUCCAUAAACAGUAGGAAAGACGUUUUGAGCAGCAGUCACAAUAUCCUUACACUUUUUCGGAGUUUCCGACACUUUUCCAGCAAGAAAUAGACAACCCAUGGCGACAAUCUCACGGGGAAAUUCUUGAAGCGUGUGGAACAUGUAGAAGCGGUGGAAGUAGAUUGAGGCUGUUCCUAUAG